CAUUCGUUCGGGUGGAUUCUGAUCUCGUCGGUACAAGACUGAGUACAAGUCAUAGCUACGGAACUAGAGACUAUAUUAACAUUAUAUUAUACAUUAUAAGUACUGGUUUGGACUAUUGAUAGAAAAUACUAUAUUUAGUUACUUCUAGGGGGGUUUGAUAUUGUCUUUGUUUUGCUAACAAGGUAUACAUUUUGUGUCGGAGUGGAAUUAGUGUGUCCACACGGAAAGGAAGGAACAUUUAUUCGAUUCGUCUCAACUCAAACUUCAUGCAAAGGUAACUGAGGCAAAUAUGCAGUCAUUCGUCCCUUUGUUCUGACGAGAUUUAAACAGCUAUCCAAACAGCGAGGUGGGAUGAGUGUUACAUUCUCAAAGCCACUGCUGAAGACCAUUUACUGAUGGAAACACACUGCCGGAGGCACCACUUGGGUGUGGUGGAAAACAAAGCCUUAAGAAUGACCUGAAGACAAAUUCCAAUUAAACUAUAAUCAGUAAAUUAACUGUUGAGGACUAGAUUGUUCAAAAGGUGUUAUUUUGCUUUUUCAGCUCGUGUGUUGGCUCAGUUAAUAGAUAUUUUCAGCAAAACCUGAUGAGUAACCAAUUAUUGGGAAUCUAACCUGCCGGUGUUAGAAAAGUUAUUUUUCUAAAGAAGUAAAGUAAUCGUAAUGGCUGCAGAAGGAUAUCAGUACAGGGCGCUUUAUGACUACAAAAAGGAGAGAGAGGAGGACAUUGACCUCCAUGUGGGGGACAUUUUAACAGUGACUAAAGGGGCACUGGUGGCCCUUGGGUACAACGAUGGCCUGGAGGAAAGGCCUGAAGAUAUUGGCUGGCUGCCUGGCUUUAAUGAAACCACUCAGGAAAAGGGGGACUUCCCUGGGACAUAUGUUGAGUUCAUUGGGAAGAAGCGGAUCUCUCCUCCCACUCCCAAGCCAAGACCCCCAAGGCCCUUACCUGUUGCGCCAGGCUCAUCCAAGGCAGACUCUGGUGAUGAACAAGGUUCAGCCCUACUGGACCUGACAGAGCAGUUUGCUCCCCCAGAGACGGCUCCCCCAAUGCUGGCACGGCUACUGGAGGCCAUCGAGAGGAAAGGUCUAGAUAACCCAACACUGUACCAAACCUUCACAGCCGGUGGUGGACUUGAUGUCCGACAGUGCUUUGACACUGAUCCUCCGUCUCCAGACCUGGACCAGAUGGACCUGCAGAUGCUGUGUGAUGGUCUCCGUCGGUACCUGCAGGAUCUUCCCCAGCCUGUCAUCCCAGUGGUCAUUUACGCUCAGCUGGUUCACACCGCCCAAGAGGUGCAGAACCCAGAGGAGUGUGCCCAGUUGCUGCGACGCAUCGCCAGCGCGCCCAGCUUGCCGGUGCAAUACUGGCUCACCCUGCACUGCCUGCUGCGCCACUGGUCCCGGGUGUGUCACAACGCACCCAAGAAUCGGCUCAGCUCCCGUGCCCUGGGCGAGAUCUUUAGCCCAAUGCUCUUCAGACAGCAGUCCACUAGUUGUGAGCCCAGCCCGGAUGCUCACAUUAAGAUCAUUGAGACCCUUGUGACUAGUGAAUGGACUGAAGCCCAGGCAGCUCCAGCACUACCUCCCAAGCCACCCAAACCCACACCCCCUGUUGUCGCUAACAACGGUAUGAACAACAGCAUGGCGCUGCAGGAUGCUGAGUGGUACUGGGGAGACAUCUCCCGCGAGGAGGUCAACGAGAAGCUGAGGGACACGGCUGAUGGCACAUUUUUGGUCCGUGACGCCUCCACCAAGAUGCAUGGUGACUACACGCUCACACUGAGAAAAGGGGGUAAUAAUAAGCUGAUCAAGAUAUUCCACCGGGAUGGGAAGUAUGGCUUCUCAGACCCCCUGACCUUUAACUCAGUGGUAGAGCUUAUCAACCACUACCGCAAUGAGUCCCUGGCUCAGUACAACCCCAAACUAGAUGUUAAGCUGCAGUUUCCUGUCUCUAAGCACCAGCAGGAUCAGGUGGUGAAGGAGGACAACAUCGAGGCUGUGGGCAAGAAGCUCCACGAGUACCACCAGCAGUACCAGGAGAAGAACAGGGAGUAUGACCGUCUCUAUGAGGAGUACACCCGGACAUCCCAGGAAAUUCAAAUGAAAAGAACAGCAAUUGAAGCAUUCAAUGAAACCAUCAAAAUCUUUGAGGAGCAAUGCCAAACCCAAGAGCGGUACAGCAAGGAGUACAUAGAGAAGUUCAGGAGGGAAGGCAAUGACAAGGAGAUCCAGCGUAUCAUGGGAAACUAUGAGAAGCUGAAGUCUCGUAUCAGUGAGAUUGUGGACAGCAAGCGGCGUCUGGAGGAGGACUUGAAGAAGCAGGCUGCUGACUACAGAGAGAUUGACAAACGGAUGAACAGCAUCAAGCCAGACCUCAUCCAGCUCCGUAAGACUAGGGAUCAGUAUCUCAUGUGGUUGACCCAGAAGGGAGUUAGGCAGAAGAAACUCAAUGAGUGGCUGGAUAUCAAGAACGAGAACACGGAAGAUCAGUACUCUAUGGUGGAUGACGAUGAGGACCUACCCCACCAUGAUGAGCGCUCCUGGAAGCUGGGCAACAUCAACCGGCUGCAGGCUGAGGCCCUCCUUCGGGGGAAGAGAGACGGAACAUUCCUGGUCCGAGACAGCAGCAAGGCAGGGUGCUAUGCCUGCAGUGUUGUUGUGGACGGUGAAGUGAAGCACUGUGUCAUCAACAAGACGCCCUCUGGGUUUGGCUUUGCAGAGCCUUACAACCUGUACAGCUCACUCAAAGAACUUGUCCUCCACUACCAGCACACGUCGUUGGUCCAGCACAAUGACUCUCUGAAUGUGACGCUAGCGCAUCCCGUUUACGCACAGCAGCGGCGGUGAGGACCCUCCUGGCCAUUCAGUCGGACAAAAAUAUGACUGUGUCUCGUUUCCCUAAAAUUGGAAAUGUAUAUAUUUGGGCUGAAGGAUUUAAAAGGCUACGCCCUGUCUUGCCUACUAACAUACCUACAAGAGAGGAAAGAACUAAAGAGACAACCACAAAACAGAGCCUGAAGACAUUUCAGCAACUGUGAACUGACUGUGAGCAGUGGCGAGAGCCUGAAUGUAGUCUUGUUUCUCUUGUGCUUAUUUUGGGAGCACAGAGUCAAGGUGAAACUGCUGAACUCUCUCCCUAAGCGGGAGGACUUUAGAGGCCUUUUCCUAAUGGUGCUUGUUCUUUUCAAAGCUUUACCAGCUGGAAUGUCAAGUAUAUCUUUUUUUUCUACUGUUCCUCCUCUUAACCCCCCCCAUUUUCUAUUUUCUUUUUUUCCUCUUUCUUUUUUUUUUUUUACUUUAAAUUGUAUCUCCCUGGGCGGGUGUGUGUAUGUGUGUGUGUGUGUGAGACUGUGUGUGUGAGACUGUGUGUGUGUAUGCCUGUGUGUGUAUGCACUCACAGCAUCUGAAAGGUGUAUGAUGUUGAUGUGUGUUUAAGUGUUCAGUGACUGACCAUAAAUGUAGCAAAAUGGCACUUUUGACAAAGUAUAAAUGUUUUCUUGAAAAAGACUCCUACAGACUUGUUAGAUCAAAGGAGCAAAGGAGAGGACAAGGUGGCAAAACUCCUGGACCUUUCCCUUAUUAAAGGAUUUACCCUCAAAACA
Molecule: messenger RNA, 3604 nt
Organism: Esox lucius (northern pike)
Lineage: Eukaryota; Metazoa; Chordata; Actinopteri; Esociformes; Esocidae
Gene: pik3r1
Product: phosphoinositide-3-kinase, regulatory subunit 1 (alpha)
Exons: 15
Coding region: 663-2849 (728 amino acids)
Biological process (GO): insulin receptor signaling pathway; phosphatidylinositol phosphate biosynthetic process
Cellular component (GO): phosphatidylinositol 3-kinase complex
Molecular function (GO): protein binding; 1-phosphatidylinositol-3-kinase regulator activity
Source: RefSeq, a predicted model, not a curated record